GUUCCCACCAGUUUAAAAGGCUAAAGCGGUUUCCAUGGCUAAUCACAGUCACAGCUUCUUCCUAAACUGCCCGCGGGAAAAAUUUAUAGCAGCCGUUCGCGUUCCGUCCGGCAAUGUUGCCGGAUUUACAAACUCUGCCGCCGUCGCCGCCGCCGCCUGACGUCUGACUACAAUUCGACUCGCCAUGGCACAGAGCCUUAAGCUUCGGAUUCUCUCGAGCCUCACCAAGCUCUCCGACAGAGAUACCUACUCCCUCGCUGCGUCCGAGCUCGAAUCUAUUGCCCGGAGCCUCGACGCGAAUUCCUUGUCGAUUUUUCUUUCCUGUAUAUAUUCUACUGAUGCCUCGGAUAAAUCGCUGGUGCGGAAGCAAUGCGUUCACCUCUUCGCUGUUCUUUCAGAGGCUCAUGGAAAUUAUCUCUCUCCUUACCUCUCGAAGAUUCUCUUCAACAUCACUCGCCGGUUCCGCGAUCCUGAUUCGUCGGUCCGAUCCGCCUGCGUUAACUCUGUAGCGGCAUUAGCUGCCAACGUUACCAAACCGCCGUUUUCGACGUUUUUGAAGCCUUUAACCGAUUCGCUUUUCACGGAGCAGGAGUCUAAUUCGCAGAUCGGAGCGGCUUUGUGUUUGGCUUCGGCAAUCGAUGCUGCACCGGAUCCGGAUCCGGUUAAGCUCGGCAAGCUCUUGCCGAAGUUCGAGAAGCUUUUGAAAUGCGAGAGUUUCAAGGCAAAGCCGGCUCUCUUGACACUGAUCAGAAGUGUUAUCGGAUUGGACGGAGCUUUCGGUAAUGGAGCUCUGAAAAAUUUGGUCCCCUGCUUGGUAGCAUUCCUUAGCAGCGAUGAUUGGGCAGCGAGAAAAUCAGCGGCGGAGGCGCUCGGUAAACUAGCCGUCGUGGAGAGGGAUGCUCUUGCGGAGUUCAAGGCCGGCUGCUUGAAAACAUUCGAGAGUCGGCGAUUCGAUAAGGUUAAGGCUGUAAGGGAGGUAAUGAGUCAGAUGUUGGAGGCAUGGAAGCAGAUUCCUGAUCUCUCGGACGAGGCGUCCGCACCAGCUUAUUCCCAAUCUUCCUCGAAAGAAAUCGCAAGUGAUGGACGUUAUCCACCUGGAUCCAAGAAUAAUUCUUCUUCUCGUCUUGAUGCUCCUAUCCCGAGGAAGAACGCUACCGCAAUUUGCAGGUCUACACCACCCGAUGCCUCACUUGCGACGACGGCAAGAAGGAGAAGCCCUUUGAGCGGUGGUGACAAGAAAACAAGUUUGUCGAUGUUCCAAAAGGUUGAGCGUAAGAAGCCUCUGGACUGGAAAGUAGAAGUCUCCGUUCGGAAGUCUCCCUACUUGACCAGAACCAUUGAAGGAGAACUGAAGGAAAGAGAUGAAAACAUUCCGGAUAGAAGGUUUAGUGAAAAACCCAAGAUCUCGAAACUGGAAACAAAACGGGCACUCUUCAAUAAGAUUUCUGACGAUAAGAUAAUUAAAUUCGGUGGGCUCAGGUCUGGAUCUCGCGUAGUUCCUUGUCCCGAGGAGGGUCCUGAAUCGACUGUUGUAGCAAGUAAUGCACACGAUGAUCUGCACAGGAACCACAAAGACUCUGAAGAAUUGCAUCUGAUCCGUAACCAGCUUAAUCAAAUAGAAAAGCAGCAAUCCAGUCUUCUAGAUAUCCUCCAGAACUUCAUUGGGAGUUCACAAAAUGGAAUGCGAUCCUUGGAGACGCGUGUUCAUGGCCUGGAACUAGCAUUGGAUGAGAUUUCAUAUGAUCUGGCUGUAUCAAGUGGAAGGAUGUCUUAUGCUAACACCCCCAGAACCACAUGUUGCCUGCUGCCUGGAGCUGAUUUUUUGAGCUCAAGGUUCUGGAAGAGAGCAGAAGGCAGACACCCAACAUCAAAGUUUCCUACUCCCACCAGCGCACCGCCGUUGGCUGCGAUGCGCAGCAGAGGUGAUCACCAUGGAACUAAUGAGGAUGCUGGAUCUAUGAAUUUGGAGAAUCAUAGGUUCCAGGUCCAGAGAAGGGGUGGCUUUAUGGUGAAUCCAUUGGCUGUGAGACAAGGAGAAUCCAGGGUUAUCUCAGAUGUGACAUUUCCUUGAACAAUUCGAUUAACAGGCACUAGUGAAAGAGCUUACAGCUAUGGAUUUUCACGUUCCUUCGCUAUGGUCCCCUUGGAACCCUAGUGAUUGAUGCGAAAGCAACUACCUUGAUUUACGUUGCUGAAGCAAUCCAUUCCAACAAGGAUUUAAAACAAUCUCUGGUAUGUUCAACGGCCAAGUGGUCUCAAAAUGUGAGUGAGGUGUCAAAUUAAAUUUCUCUUUCUUCUAUUGGUACUAUUUUUGAAAAUUUGAUUGAAAUUGGAAACGAAAGGAUUUCAUACCCAGAUGCCAAAUAUCCUAAUAUAGAGAGGGUGAUUACUGAUUUGUAUAGAGGAACCAGAAGCAGAAGACAAGGUCUUUUCUCUUCCCUUUACACUUACUCGAGUUGUUUCUUUUUAUUGGUUGAAACAUUACUUGAAGUGGAAAAGAGUACAAAUAUGUGGUUGAUUUGAUGAUACUGAAUCUGACAUUUUAUAUACUUUUUAGCCUAA
This is a messenger RNA of Momordica charantia (bitter melon), 2562 nucleotides long. Its product is annotated as ARM repeat superfamily protein. Gene Ontology annotation, molecular function: microtubule binding. NCBI's taxonomy places the organism in Eukaryota, Viridiplantae, Streptophyta, Magnoliopsida, Cucurbitales, Cucurbitaceae. Gene Ontology annotation, cellular component: microtubule. The record is from RefSeq and is a predicted model, not a curated record.